AAAGACAUGCUUUGGGCGAUGGUCGUCUAUGCUCCGUUAGCAGGGCUAGACACCAAUGACCAUAAGCUUGCCGUUGACGAAGCUAUCAAUGCCCUAAAGGGCACCAGGCAGCUUUACAAGCUAAUAGAAUCGUCGCUAGGGAACUUGGAAUCUAUUCGAUCCACCAUGGAACUGGUUAUCGGCUCUACUCCAUCCCGCGGCACGAUUGGGAUGAUGAUCCGAAAAUGGGGAGUCUUCUGGGGCCUGCAGGUUCUUUUCUCAGCUCUUGGGGAGAUAGUUUACUUGAAACCACAGCCGGAAUCUCCAGACCCGGGUCAGGGGGAAAUCGAUUAAGUUUUACAGAGACAUGAAGCCCUGCUCUCAUUUGCCCAGAAACAGAGGCUGAAUUCGGUUUCGUCAAUAAGGCCAAUCUUGGAUGGAAACGCCAUAAAAAAGGCUCUCGGGGUCAAGCAAGGAGGAAAAUUCCCUGCCAGGGCGAUUGAAGUCCUGCUUGAAUGGCAACUUGAUCAUGAGGAGGCAGACGAAGCAGCGGCUGAGGCAUGGCUUCUUAGCCAGAGGGAUAAACUAGGCCUUCCAAUAGCUGAAAGCAAAUGAAUUCCUCGACUUGACCAUCCGACUCAUAGGGUACACCUUUCCAGCACCCUGUAAGUUGCUCCGGCCAUCUUGUAGCUUGGAAUGCGCGAACAGCAUGGUCGGACCUUGAACAGAGGUCUAGCUAUGUCCUUUGAAUGACAAGGCAACCGGCAGCGAACCCACUUAGACUUUCAGUUCAG
Molecule: messenger RNA, 773 nt
Organism: Fusarium oxysporum Fo47
Lineage: Eukaryota; Fungi; Ascomycota; Sordariomycetes; Hypocreales; Nectriaceae
Exons: 2
Coding region: 7-333 (108 amino acids)
Source: RefSeq, a predicted model, not a curated record